Messenger RNA from Harmonia axyridis, 2947 nucleotides. It is a transcript of the gene Ced-12, whose product is annotated as engulfment and cell motility protein 1. Gene Ontology annotation, biological process: actin filament organization; cell motility. The transcript has 3 exons. The record is from RefSeq and is a predicted model, not a curated record. Gene Ontology annotation, cellular component: plasma membrane. NCBI's taxonomy places the organism in Eukaryota, Metazoa, Arthropoda, Insecta, Coleoptera, Coccinellidae. The coding region runs from base 323 to 2449 and encodes 708 amino acids.
AUUAACGUUUUUCUUCUGACAGUUCUGUUUUGACAUAUAUUCUGUGGUUUUGCUUUUGUUUGGAAAAAUACUUCAUUUUGUUCGCUAAGGUGGACAAUCUGAAAUUCUUGUCCGGCGUCGCCGCCCAAUCUACUUAAUUUAUAUAAUUCGGCAUAAAUUGCCGAAUACUUAAUAAUUGAACCAAUGAUUAAUUUAUUCAGUAGGGGAUUCAUCAUUAUUUAAUUUAUGUCAUGUGACACUAGAAACAAUACUUUUAAUGAAUGAUAUCUUAAAAUUCUUGGCAAUCAGAGAGUAAUUUGUGUCGAGUUAACCAAAAGAAAAAAUGCCAGCGAUGAAGGAUUCAUAUAUAGUCAAAAUUGCAGUGGAAAUGACCGAUCAGGUUGCCCAGCUUAUUGAAUUCAAUCAAAAGCAACCUCUAACGGGAAUUAUCCAGGAACUUUGUAAUGGAUGGAAUCUCUCUGAUCCUGAGCAAUAUGCAUUACAAUUCAAUGAAAACAAUAACAAAAAUUAUAUCACUGAAAAAAAUAGAAACGAAAUUAAGAAUGGGUCCAUUUUACGACUACAGUUCUCUCCUUCUAAGACAGCCCAAGAUAUAUUACAAAAACUACAAAAUGGGACACCCGAAGAAAAAUCUCGAGCUGUUAGUACAUUAUCGAGUUUGAGUUCUGACAUGACAUUUGCCUUUGAUUUCAUAAAUAAGCAAGGAUUAUCUUUGAUAAUCAAGCAGAUCGAAGGUGGAAAAUGUAAAGGAAAUAUACUAGCUAACACUCUAACAUCCUUUGUUGAACUAAUGGAACAUGGUAGUGUCUCAUGGGACAUACUCAAUGGUGAAUUUAUAACAAGAGUAGCAAGUCUUGUGAAUUCUAAACAAGAAGUUCAAGUCACCCAGGCAGCCUUGUCUAUAUUAGAAAAUGUUGUUUUGAACAGUACAGAAGGAUAUGGACAAGUUGAAAAAGAGAUUCCAAUUGGUUCUUUAGUAGAACACUUACAAGCAACACCUGUAGUACAACAAAAUGCAGUUGCAUUGAUUAAUGCUCUCUUCCUUAAGGCUGAUAUGUUGAAAAGACGUUCAUUGGCAGCUACUUUAAGUACAAAGCAGUUCAGAAUGUGUAUUCAGCACAAUAUACUACAAACAGGAGCUGCUGAAGGGGCUGAAAUGGCUCAUCAACUUUAUGUAUUGCAAACACUGAUGUUGGGUUUACUGGAACAAAGAAUGAUGACGAAGAUGGAUCCCCAGGACCAAGAUGGCCACGACAAAAUCAAAGAGCUUCGUCGUAUAGCUUUCGAUAGUGAAGGCGCAGGAGGAACAAGAGGACCCGGUGGAUUCACCAGAGAUUAUAAAAAAUUGGGUUUCAAAAACGACAUCAAUCCCGCACUAGAUUUCACUGAAACUCCACCUGGUUUGCUGGCGCUCGAUUGCAUGAUUUACUUUGCGAGGAAUCACCCAGAGAGUUACACCAAAUUAGUAUUGGAGAACAGUUGUAGGGCGGAUGAACAUGAAUGUCCAUUUGGCAGAGCGAGCGUAGAACUGGUUAAAAUCCUAUGCGAGUUGUUGAAGGUAGGUGAGGCGCCUUCGGAACAAGGAGCUUCGUUCCAACCUUUAUUCUUCACCCACGACCAUCCUUUCGAGGAAUGCUACUGCAUUUGUAUACUUCUGUUAAACAAAACAUGGAAAGAGAUGCGAGCUACCUCGGAGGACUUUUGCAAAGUUGCUAGCGUGGUUCGCGAGCAGAUCGUUAGAGCUUUGGCCGACACUCCCUCCUCUUUGGAUCAGUUGAAGGCAAGACUCCAAACUCUUACUUAUAGCGAAAUCACCCAACUCUGGCAGCUGGAAAGAACAUCUAGAGAGGAAUGGGAAUCUCACGCAAGACCUAUUGUCGAAUUACGAGAACAAAUCACACCGGACAUUGUUUCUCUGAUAAAACAACAAAGACUGGCUUUUCUGGUGGAAGGCACCCGCUUCACGAAAUAUUCAACCAGAGGGCAGCGGAUCAAGGAUAAAUUCUGGUUUAUGAGGUUAUCGAUCAAUCAUAAGGUUCUCCAUUACGGAGACUGCGAUGAAAAAAGCACGCCUGCCGCAGAAGAAUUGCCGUCUAAGUUGGCUGUUUCCGAUAUAAGAGCUUUAUUGACUGGAAAAGAUUGUCCUCAUAUGAAAGGGAGAAAAGCAUGUCAUCUUUUAGCCUUUUCGCUCGCCUUAGAAGUAGUGGAUUUGCAGUCUUUGGACUGUGUCGCACCAGAUGAACUGACUUUUGCGUAUUGGACUGAUGGAAUUAACGCUUUACUAGGAAAUCGAAUGCAUAGCCGAGAGUUCGAUAAAGACCUGGAUACCCUCCUUUCAAUGGAAAUCAAGUUGCGGCUUUUAGAUGCUGAGGGUAUAACCAUACCCCAAGAUCCUCCAGCUGUUCCACCAGAACCUUCUCAUUAUCAAUUCUGCUACGAUUUAAAAUGAAUCAUACAAAGAUUACACCAAAAAUAUUUUAUGGUACAAUUAUAGAUUUUAGGUAAUUUACUAUGAGGAAGUUGUGGUAAACAGAAAUUUUUGUAUUCAAAAGCAAUCAAAUUUUAUCACAGCUUCAUUUUAUAGAUAAUUUUUUUAAAUAUUUUAUUUAUAUAUUUUACUCUUUGUUUUUAAAAUUUUGAGCAGCAGCUCAGUGAUAUAUCACUUGGUUUUUUUGAAAAUCAACGGUCAAAAUGUUCAUUAGAUAUUUUAGAUAAUUUUUAUUAUAUUCUUUUAUGCGAUAUUUUAAAUGUCUUUGGAAUUAUAAUUUUAUAGGCCAUUGCCUCCUAAAUGAUAUUCGAAUGAGAAAUGACUGCUUCUAUCUCAGCUACUUUAUAUAUUUUAUCUAUUUACCUAACCUUUGUUUUUACAUUGAUUACUAAGUCUCAAAUACUAAAAGAUCUUAUACAUGUAUUACAAUUUUUAUAUGAAAAUAAAAAAAUUCGAUUA